AGUCCUCUCAAGUACUGUUUUCUUUUUUUAACAUUUGGAUGUAAAUCUUAGAAUUCUUUAACAGGGAAUUAGGAGGCAGAAUUUACUUUAAAAAGAAAAGUUAUUUAUUUUGAGAGAGAGCACAUGUGCAGUGGGGGAGGGGCAGAGAGGGAGAAAGGAUCCCAAGGAGACCCUGCACUGUCAGCGCAGAGCCCGACUCGGAGCUCGGUCCCAUGAACCGUGAGAUCGUGACCUGAGCCAAAAUCAAGAGUUAGAUGCUUCAUUAACCAAGCCACCCAGGUGCCCCUUAACUUUAUGUUUUAAAUUAAAUAACUUUUAUUUUAGAUUCAUUCAGAGAAGUGAAAAAAUAGUACACAAAGUUCCCAUAUACAUCCGUCCCGUAAACCUCCCAAAAUGUUAGCAUCUUGCAUGCAUACGGUGUAGUUCCAGAAAGCAGGACGUUUGCAUCGAUGCAGAACCGUUCUCUCACCGUGGACCGGCCAGGGGCCCACCCAGGAGCCCCCAGUGAUGUCUCGCUGACGCGUCUCCUCCAGUCCGGAUGGUUCUUCCUCUGUCUCUUGUGACUGUGACACGUUCGGGGAGUGCUGGCUGGUAUUUUGUUCAGCUGUAAUUCGGGUUUGGCUGCUGUGCUGUGGUGCCAGGUCCUGGGCCCACAGCCGUGCGCAGAGUGGGACAGAGUCACUCUUCUGACACUUCCUCCCGUUGGGGGAUUGCUCCUUACAAUUUAAAAUUGGACAGUGUGUUCAUACAGCUGAAAACGGUUAAGCUGUAAACAGGUGUAUGGUGGAGUGGCUCCUUCCCAGCUCAGCCCUGCUGCCCCGCGUGGCCGAGUGUCCUGUCGUGUCCUGAUGUAGCCCCAGCAAAUAGCAUCUCGUCUUCCAGCUCCUUUGCACAAAAGUAGCAGCGUGUACACACGCUCCCGUGAUGCGUUUGCACUUGCCUUGCGUGUGUGAGGGGACCGUUGCUGGGCGAGGGCGGUCCCGUGUGUCCCUGCUCCGACCCAGUGCUCCAAGGCUUCCCUGCGGUUUCUGUUCUCUGCUCUCGUUCCCAGAGUGUCAAAGGUGAUCGGAAGAACCUCUAAACAAAUAAAUAAAAAUACCUUGGUUUGGUCAGAUAUGAUUCGAUGUGACUCCUCAGAACCCUUCUGUUUUUCAGGAUUUAAAUUUCAUCCUGGAUGUGGUGCUCUGAGCAUCCAAUGGUUUUUGAAAGGCAGAUUGCCGAGGUUCGGGGUGAGCAGACGUUCUCUGGGAGGGCGGCUCGGCUUCUGCACGCUCACAGCCACUGUCUCUACAGGUCUCCUCACCCGGCCAGGGAGGGAGCCGAGGCCUGGGCCCGACUUCGUAACCGCGUGAGCCCAGAUUUGCAGCCCGGCCCCUCCGAGCCUCCGGGUGAAGGGGUACCCCAGUCCCUCCCCCAGGAGGCUCCCCGGACACUCGACUCUGAAUUGGAAGAUAUGGCCGCUCACGUUGGAGCUUCCCGCACCCCCCAGGAGGUGAUGGAGCAUUACGUAAGCAUGUACAUCCACGGAAACCUGGGGAAAGCCUGCAUCCCCGACACCAUCCCCAACCGGGUGACCGACCACACGUGCCCCAGCGGAGGGCCCCUCUCUCCCAGCCUCACCACCCCCUUGCCUCCCCUAGACAUCUCGGUGGCCGAGCAGCAGCAGCUGGGCUACAUGCCGCUGCGCGACGACUACGAGAUCGAGUACGACCAGGACGCCGAGACGCUCAUCAGCGGGCUCUCGGUCAACUACGACGACGAGGACGUGGAGAUCGAGCUGAAGCGCGCGCACGUGGACAUGUACGUGCGCAAGCUCAGGGAGAGGCAGCGGCGCAAGAACAUCGCCCGCGACUACAACCUGGUGCCCGCCUUCCUGGGCAAGGACAAGAAGGACAAGGAGCGGCCGGCCAAGCGCAAGAUCACCAAGGAGGAGAAGGAGCUGCGGCUGAAGCUGCGGCCGCUCUACCAGUUCAUGUCGUGCAAGGAGUUCGACGACCUGUUCGAGAACAUGCACAAGGAGAAGAUGCUGCGGGCCAAGAUCCGCGAGCUGCAGCGCUACCGGCGCAACGGCAUCACGAAGAUGGAAGAGUCGGCCGAGUACGAGGCGGCGCGGCACAAGCGUGAGAAGCGGAAGGAGAACAAGGGCGCGGCGGGCGCCCGGCGGGGCAGGGAGGACGGCAAGGACGGCGAGUUUGCGGCCAUCGAGAACCUGCCCGGCUUCGAGCUCCUGUCCGACCGCGAGAAGGUGCUCUGCAGCUCCCUGAACCUGAGCCCCGCGCGCUACGUGACCGUGAAGACGAUCAUCAUCAAAGACCACCUGCAGAAGCGACAGGGGAUUCCCUCCAAAAGUCGCCUGCCUAGCUAUUUGGACAAAGUGCUAAAGAAAAGGAUUUUAAAUUUCCUCACGGAAAGUGGUUGGAUCUCCAGGGACGCCUCCUGAAGCGGCAGCGUGGAGAGUCGGGGCGCGGCUCCGGGAGCCAGGAGGGCCGGGGUGAGGGUGGGGGAAGGAAACGCUUUUCCCCCCACCCGCUGUUGCUCUUUUUUAAGCAAAUUGAGUUCCUUUCUUGUAGGCUAUAAAUUCUUUUCGUGGUCCUCUGAAAGAAGCAAUAGUAACGAUUUUACGUCGGAUCAUGGGGGACGCCGAUACAGGUCUAUUUUAACGUAGUCCUAAGGUGAUACCUGAAGGUGACGAUCGGCCUUUAUGUUCAGUCUGGGGUUAUGAGAUUGGGUAAUUUCCUUUUGCGUCUUCCCUUUGGUACGCAACUCGUGCUGUGGGUAAGAGGAGCGACUUUCCGCCCGCCAGCUGCCAGCUUUACCCUGUGACAUGACCUGUGGCUGGUGCUGGGGGCUCCCUUGGAGGUGGGGGGGGGGUAUGGCCACCCACGCGGACACCCCAGCACAGCCCCAGCACACGGCACUUUAGGUGGGGGCCAGGGUGGGGCAGGUGGGAAGUGAGGCCAGAGAAGCACGGGAAGUUUCCACAUAAGCUUUAGAGGAAGACUCUGGGGUUGAACAGGGUCCAGAUGAGCUUCUCCUCGAGUGUCGGCAGCGUGGGGUUCCAGCUUGUAGUUCCCAAGUCGGGAAACCGCCCCUUGCCCCGUUUCCGCUCACUUUGGGCAGGCACGGGAGCCCUGGGCAGGCUCCCUUGUGUGCGGAAGGGGCCAGUGGGGAGCUUGGGUGCGGGAGGGUUAGCAUGGGUGCCGGGAUUGAGCCAGCUCAGGGGGCUGCUGCUUGCUGCUCUAAUGCUUGCGACGCGUCUUACUCGGAAGAACUCGUUCUAGAAGGUUUACGCCUCUGAGUUCUGGAGUACACUUUCUCCAGGAUUUUCAUCGCGGUCACAGUUACCUUUUUCCGCUGAAACUGACCUUGACUGUGCUAGCUUGGCUCAAGCAUCUUCGGGUGGUGGCCGGCGCUCUGCAGACCAGCCGGCUGGACUGGGCUGCUCACACGGCAGGGUCUGGCGGAGCAGGAAGGAGUCUGGAGGGCGAGGCCCUGCCUUGCUCCUCUGGGUCCCGGUCUUGGACCGCUGGCCUCGGCUUUUGCCCAGGGCCCUCAUUCAUGGAUAUACACGGUACCUUCCUUCUGGAACUUGAGUCAUUUGUCUUCCUGCUGCUCAGGGUUGGUUCUCAUGUCUUAAGACCCUGCUUUAGAGUCAGAGUGACCGCAGACCCCAGCACCCCAUUCUUCCUGGAGCUCAUCCUGCCUCUCCUGCCCCCAUAGCUACCAAGAGACUUGACCUUCCAGAAUGUUUGGGCUUGAAGUUAACAUUAAAGUGACGUUAUUUGAAAGACAAGAGAAAAAAAGACCCUCAUCAUUUCCAAGGACUUAAUUACGGUGCCUUUUCCUUUCUUUUUACACCCUCCUGUCCCCCAGGGUAAAUUUUUCAGCAUUAAAUAAAACAUUUCAAAUAUACUGUA
Molecule: messenger RNA, 3917 nt
Organism: Acinonyx jubatus (cheetah)
Lineage: Eukaryota; Metazoa; Chordata; Mammalia; Carnivora; Felidae
Gene: TADA2B
Product: transcriptional adaptor 2B
Exons: 2
Coding region: 1175-2440 (421 amino acids)
Biological process (GO): chromatin remodeling; regulation of transcription by RNA polymerase II
Cellular component (GO): SAGA-type complex; nucleus
Molecular function (GO): zinc ion binding; chromatin binding; transcription coactivator activity
Source: RefSeq, a predicted model, not a curated record